AUGGAAACCACAUCUGUCUUCAACAAUUCCAUAGCCGCCCCAUCAUCUCUCCCUCUUCCUCUUCCUCUUCCAUUCUCCGGCAAAUCCACCAUCUUUCGUAAAAGGGUUUUGGGAAUUCUGGCGUCGAAACGAUACGCACACAGUCAUGACUUCGACGGCAAGCUAGUGGACGAGAGCAUGAUUGUGUUGAGGAGGCGAAUUCACGAGAUGACGACGUCGGAAAAGAAUUACGAGCCUCCGCGGCAUUGGAUGGAUUGGGAGAAGGAAUACAAGAAAGAGAAUUACGACCGCGAUGUUUGUGAAGCAGCGGGGUAUUUGCAAUCCAAGUUAAUGGAAACCAGGCCGAGCUUGGCUUUGGGAAUGGCGCUUCUUUUUCUGUUUACCCUACCGACUUCGUUCGCCGUUGUUAUGUACCAUGUCAUGCAUAUGAUCAAAGGCUGA
Molecule: messenger RNA, 441 nt
Organism: Hibiscus syriacus
Lineage: Eukaryota; Viridiplantae; Streptophyta; Magnoliopsida; Malvales; Malvaceae
Exons: 1
Coding region: 1-441 (146 amino acids)
Source: RefSeq, a predicted model, not a curated record